Coprinopsis cinerea okayama7#130 is the source of this 905-nucleotide messenger RNA. Its product is annotated as succinate dehydrogenase iron-sulfur subunit. The record is from RefSeq and is a predicted model, not a curated record. Bases 27 to 827 code for a protein of 266 amino acids. Gene Ontology annotation, molecular function: electron transfer activity; 2 iron, 2 sulfur cluster binding. The transcript is spliced from 4 exons. NCBI's taxonomy places the organism in Eukaryota, Fungi, Basidiomycota, Agaricomycetes, Agaricales, Psathyrellaceae. Gene Ontology annotation, biological process: respiratory electron transport chain; tricarboxylic acid cycle; aerobic respiration. Gene Ontology annotation, cellular component: mitochondrial membrane.
CUUCCACUUCACGCCUUUCUCCCGAUAUGCAGUCUCUCGCUCUCGCAAAGCACGCGCUGCGAGCACAGCCAGCGCGCCUCACCCUCGCCCGCACGCUCGCCACGGCCACCGAGAAACCAGUCCUCCUCAAGGAAUUCAAAAUCUACCGAUGGAACCCAGACAAGCCUGAGGAGAAGCCCAAGCUCGAGAGCUACAAAAUCGACUUGAACCAGACGGGGCCUAUGAUUCUCGAUGCGCUUAUCAAGAUUAAGAACGAGGUGGACCCCACUUUGACCUUUAGAAGGUCGUGCAGAGAGGGCAUUUGCGGCUCGUGCGCCAUGAACAUUGACGGCCAGAACACCCUCGCCUGUCUCUGCAGAAUCGACAGGAACGCGUCCAAGGACACCAAGAUUUACCCUCUUCCCCACAUGUACAUCGUCAAGGACCUUGUUCCCGACAUGACCCAGUUCUACAAGCAGUACAAGUCGAUUCAGCCCUGGCUGCAGAACGAUAACCCCCCGGAGAAGGGCGAGCACCUGCAAUCCCCCGAGGACCGCAAGAAGCUCGACGGUCUCUACGAAUGUAUCCUCUGCGCCUGCUGCUCUACUUCCUGCCCAUCCUACUGGUGGAACCAGGAUGAAUACCUCGGCCCGGCCACCCUCAUGCAGGCCUACCGAUGGAUCGCUGACUCUCGAGACACGCACACCGAGGAGCGCAAGGACCGAUUGCAGAACGAAAUGAGCAUGUACCGCUGCCACACCAUCUUCAACUGUUCGCGAACCUGUCCCAAGGGUCUCAACCCCGCCGCUGCCAUCGCCAAGAUCAAGUUGGAGCUCGCUGCAGAGUAGACGACGACGCGCUUUGUAGGUUGUGCAUAAGAGAGGAAGAACGGGAAGGUCACCUAAACCCUCAUCAUACUUUUUUAA